Messenger RNA from Alosa alosa (allis shad), 2034 nucleotides. RefSeq names its product lecithin-cholesterol acyltransferase (gene lcat). Gene Ontology annotation, biological process: lipid metabolic process. The record is from RefSeq and is a predicted model, not a curated record. Gene Ontology annotation, molecular function: phosphatidylcholine-sterol O-acyltransferase activity. The transcript is spliced from 6 exons. Lineage: Eukaryota; Metazoa; Chordata; Actinopteri; Clupeiformes; Clupeidae. The coding region runs from base 148 to 1506 and encodes 452 amino acids.
UUGUAAAUUGACCCCCUGAACUCACGUAUUCCCUGAACCCACUCGGUCCCGCCCCCGUGCGCCUCUGCAUGGUCACUGGCAGUGCCGACAGCAUUAAUAGCACAGAGUCUAGCUCUGUGAAGAAGAACUCAAUUGUAGUAGGUCAAGAUGGCAUUUCUUCACUCGUUGCGUGCGUUGCUGCUACUGUGCCUAAUCCAGCAGUCUGCAGGGUUUUGGCUUUUCAAUGUUAUUUUCCCUCCCACUGCAAAACCACAUACGGCAACCAACAACACUCCGCCGGUUAUCAUAGUUCCAGGGAAUUUGGGAAAUCGUCUAGAGGCAAAGAUUGACAAGCCAUCUCUUGUGCACUGGAUGUGUUACAAGAAAACAGAUGACUUUUUCACUCUCUGGAUAGAUCUCAACAUGUUCAUGCCAAUUGGCGUUGAUUGUUGGAUUGACAAUAUCAGGAUUGUGUACAACAGGACCACACAUAAGACGUCCAAUGCUCCUGGUGUGGAGGUGAGGGUUCCUGGCUUUGGGCAGACUUACCCAAUUGAGUUUCUGGACACAAACAAAUUAGCAGGUUAUUUCCACACCAUGGUGCAGCAUCUGGUCAACAUGGGCUAUGUUCGCAAUGAGACCGUUCGGGCAGCUCCUUAUGACUGGAGGAUUGCCCCAAACGAACAGGAGGAUUACUUCAAUCGGUUACGGGACCUGGUCGAGGAGAUGCACGACACAUACCAGCAGCCGGUCCAUCUGCUUGGCCACAGCAUGGGCAGCAACUACAUCUUGGUCUUCCUGAAGCAGCAAAGCCAGGAGUGGAAGGACAAGUACAUCAAGAGCUUCAUAUCCCUUGGCGCGCCAUGGGGAGGGGCUGUCAAACCCCUGAGAGUGCUGGCGUCAGGUGAGAACGAUGGCAUCCCUCUGGUGUCCAAUAUAAAGAUCCGAGAGGAGCAGCGCAUGACGACCACCAACCCAUGGAUGAUCCCCUUUGAGGAAGCCUGGCCAAAUGACCACGUGUUCAUAUCCACCCCCUCCUUCAACUACACCUACCAGGACUACAAGCGCUUCUUCCAGGACAUCAACUUUGAGGAUGGCUAUCACAUGUGGGAGGACACCAGGAACCUCACGGCCGGUCUGCCCACUCCAGGCGUGGAGGUCUACUGCUUUUACGGAGUGGGGCUCCCCACACCGGUCACCUACGUGUACGACGAGGAGUUCCCCAACGCCGACCCAGUGGACAUGCUCUACGAGGACGGCGACGACACGGUGGACAGUCGCAGCAUGAGUCUGUGCAAGCGCUGGGUGGGUCAGCAGGAGCAGCCGGUCCACGUGAAGGAGCUGUGGGGACUGCCCCACCUGGACAUGGUCUUCAACCCCCGGGUCCUGCUCAUGCUCCAGAGGAUCUUCGAGGGGAAGCACAUCGACGACGUGUACCGGGCGUACGACUUUUACCCCACACGGGCACCUCGGCCUCAGAACAUGAGCCUGUUGCCCACGGUUGAGCCCCUAAUCUCCCCACCCUAGGCCAAGCUUGCGUGGAAGUGGAGGCAGACGCAGCGUUCUGUUUAGAGUACAUACCUGCCCGUCAUGAGUGCAUAUGGAAGGAGAAAUAUUAAAGAGUGUUAAAGAAAGUAAUCUGGUAACUCAGUGCCAAACAUCACACACAUCAGCGAGACAACCGUGUUUUUUUAAGAUGGAGAAAAGGUUCCUGCUCUGUACAGACUCUUAAAGCCUCAAGCAUUCAGUUGUACAGUAUGUAUUACUUGUGGUGUCUUUCCAUUAUGUGUUGAAGAUGGAUAUUUUAGGUACCUAAAAUACAAAUUGUUUCUUUUUUAUUGUGUUUGUGAAUUUAUUUGUAUUCUAAUUAUUAUGUAUACAACAUUUUUGUGUAUAUAUAUAUAUAUAUAUUUAUGGACUUUUAUAUGACUGGAUGCCUUAGGUUUGACCUGAUGAUUCUUCAUGUGACUGACUCCAGACUGUAGUGCAAACAUUAUGUGGUGUGUAUUGGUUAAACCAAAUAGCAGAAAUAAAAUGUGAUGAAAAUAACAUUAA